CAUCUCCUGGGCCGACAGUGUUGUCGAGUUUCCUUCUCCCCUCAGAUUCCUGCUGGAAGUGUAGGAAGAAAGGGAGCAGAUUUCAACCUAUCUGCUUUCAAGCUGAUCAUCAUGAUGAAACUUAGACACAAAAAUAAAAAGCCAAGCAAAGCUUCCAAAGGCUGCAAGAAGCCUGCGAAGCAAAAUGGGAAGAAAGCAAACUCCAAAGUGCCGUCUGCUCCCCAGUUUUUUCACUGCAAUGAUCAUGCCAGUCGAGAGACUGAUUUAAAGAAGAAGAGGGUUGAGGAAAUGAGGGAGAAGCAGCAAGCUGCCCGGGAGCACGAGAGAGACAGACGCAGAACCAUCGAGAGCUACUGUCAGGAUGUUCUGAGACGCCAGGAGGAGUUUGAGCGCAAGGAGGAAGUUUUGCAAGAAUUAAAUAUGUUUCCUCAGCUGGAUGAUGAAGCUACAAGGAAGGCUUAUUAUAAGGAGUUUCAUAAGGUAGUAGAAUACUCUGAUGUGGUUCUGGAAGUCCUGGAUGCCAGAGAUCCAUUGGGCUGCCGCAGCUUCCAAAUGGAGGAGGCUGUCCUGCGAGCAGAAGGCAACAAGAAGCUGGUCCUGGUUUUGAACAAGAUUGACCUGGUCCCCAAGGAGGUUGUGGAGAAGUGGCUGGAUUACCUUCGGAAUGAACUGCCAACCGUGGCUUUCAAGGCCAGCACACAGCAUCAGGUCAAAAACCUGAAUCGUUGCAGUGUACCAGUGGACCAGGCCUCUGAGUCACUGCUGAAAAGCAAAGCCUGCUUUGGAGCUGAAAACCUCAUGAGGGUUCUGGGGAACUAUUGCCGCCUUGGUGAAGUGCGCACUCACAUUCGCGUGGGCGUUGUGGGCCUUCCCAAUGUUGGGAAGAGCAGCCUGAUCAAUAGCCUGAAGCGCAGCCGUGCGUGCAGUGUGGGAGCCGUUCCUGGAGUCACCAAAUUCAUGCAGGAGGUCCACCUGGACAAGUUCAUCAGGCUGCUGGAUGCUCCAGGCAUUGUCCCAGGACCCAACUCAGAGGUGGGCACCAUCCUGCGCAACUGCCUCCAUGUGCAGAAGCUAGCAGACCCUGUGACCCCAGUGGAGACCAUCCUGCAGCGCUGUAACCUGGAGGAGAUUUCCAACUAUUAUGGAGUCUGUGGGUUCCAGACCACUGAGCACUUUCUAACUGCAGUGGCCCAUCGCUUGGGGAAGAAGAAGAAGGGAGGCUUAUACAGUCAGGAGCAGGCAGCCAAAGCUGUCCUGGCUGACUGGGUGAGCGGGAAAAUCAGCUUCUAUACACUACCACCGCCCACCCACACUUUGCCCGCCCAUCUCAGUGCUGAGAUUGUUAAGGAGAUGACUGAGGUCUUUGACAUUGAGGAUACCGAGCAUGCCAAUGAAGACACCAUGGAAUGCUUGGCCACUGGAGAAUCUGAUGAGCUGUUGGGUGACAUGGACCCACUCGAAAUGGAGAUCAAGUUGCUCCAUUCUCCGAUGACGAAAAUAGCAGAUGCCAUUGAAAAUAAAACCACCGUAUAUAAGAUUGGAGAUAGCACUGGGUAUUGCACCAAUCCGAACCGUCAUCAGGUGGGGUGGGCCAAACGCAACGUGGAACAAUAUCCCAAGAAAAACAGCACGGUGCACAUCUGUCCAGUGGAUCGCCGCCCAGUGCUGCAGAGAAUCAUAGAGACGGACCCCCUGCAGCAGGGCCAGGCUCUGGCAUCUGCCCUGAAGAAGAAGAAGAAGAUGCAGAAACGUACAGAUAAAAUCGCCAGCAAGCUGUCCGAUUCCAUGAUGUCUGCCCUUGACCUCUCUGGCAACGCUGAUGACAGUGCUAGUGACUGAUCGACUGAUCUCACUCCCCUCCCACUACAAGCACCAGUUCCAGUGGGAUGGGGGAAUACCAGUGAAAGUUUGGUUCUCCCUGAAGCACCUGUACAUGUGUCACUCCCCCCCCCAUUGUUCCCUCCACUCUCUCCAGUAAAGAGUCCCAAGAGGCUGGAGUUGCUAAACCCAAUACCCUUUAUUUAAUCCCUACUCUGUUUUACAAGAAACUUAAAAGAAAUACCAGCAGAGCCCAGGUGCUACCAAUUUAUCCUCACCCUCAAUCCUGGGAUCCUAUAGUGGGCUGGUCUGAGGGGUUGCUUUCCCACAAAACCCUCUUGGUCAACUAAAUGUGCAACUGGAGGCUAGGCUGCUGGUAGACCUUUACCACUCCACAAGAAAUUUCAGCUGUAAGGCAUUUCAGCUGUAAGGCAUUUCAGGCUAUGUAUUGUCCUUCCAAGCCCACAGGUCGUACGUGGCAGUGGGAGGAGGAGAACAGUGAUGAACCAUCCAUGUCUCUGUAAGGAUCUGGGUAUAGGGUGGAGGGAAGAAGAGAAUAAACAAGACUGGCUGGUGCUGAAGUGUGCUAGGCACUACUCUAUUUGCAUGAAGAGAAAACAAGGCACUUGUUGGCAAGCAGGCUGAAUGCUUUAGGAACAAGCUCUACCUUGGGGCAUUUCUGGGCAGUUUGUGAAUUAGGUUGUGUACCUUCAACUGAAGUACUCUGUGUAGGCCCUGCCCUUGUAUGACCAUGUCUCAUCUAGCAUCAGCAUUUGAGUUCCAUGAUUUAAGAGGGUUCUGGUAUCAUUUAUUCACAGACUGUCCUCAAGAGAGCUGCUAUAUUUGUGAGUGCACUAGCCAAUUCCUUUCACAGUAUCUGGAAGCCACUCUGUUAAAGUAUAAUUAGCUAUCUCCUCUGGGAAAUUCUACUCCAUCAGACAAGGGCUGUGAUCCUAAACAGUGCCAGAGGCCCUAAGAAAGGGACUUGGGGGUAGAUGACUGCAAGUGAAACACAAUCUCACUUUACCAAGGUAUUUUUUUUUUUUAGUUGUGCACAUGUCUUCAGUUCUCAGCUACCUACUUGAGUUGACUCAUUUGAAAGGGAGUGGACACUUCUACACUGUCCUUGGACCCACAGCUGCAUCCUUGCCAUUCCCUUGCCUCUACCUUUCAAGCUGACACCUCCUAAGUUACCUGUCUACAUCCUGAGAGGGGAACCAUGUAACAGGGCCUGGAGGGCUAGUGGCUGCAGGCUGUUAUGGCUGGGAAGUGCAGGUCAUUCUUGCAUUCAGGGGCAGCUAAAGGAGAGUUAUGUACUGACUUAGCACAAACUGCACCAAGCUCUGAGAACCUAUUAUCUCCUUUAACCCUUAAUGCAACUCUGCCAGUAAAGGAUUAUUCUCUUCAUAUGAAAAAUAAAUAGGUCCAGAAAUUUGACAGGAUGGACCCAAGAGGACAUAUUAAGUGACUAUGCCAGGAUUGGAACCCAAGCCUGAUUAAAACGUUAUGCAGGUUGUUUCCUCUGUGUCCUUAACAAAGGAACAUUGUCUAAGCACUGACUACAUACCAGUCUUUUAUCAAGUUCUUCAAAUGCAUUUUUCCCAUUUUUUUGGGUUAAAAAACUAGUAGUGUCUUGCUUGCUAAAAUUAUGCUCUCAGAGUCCCCUUGGAUGGGGCCCAACUUAUACAUUAAACUCUCCUGGUAGAUAAUAGUGUUACAGUGAAAAAUUGGACAGGACAGUUAAGACCAUUUUACAACCAUGUGACAUUUCGUCAUGUAGCAUUUAAAAUACCAUCCCUGACUUUUGGCUUGAUUUAGAAUUUUGGUGGGAAAGCAAUACACAUUAAGUACAGUAUUCGCUUUAUGGUGGUGCUUAUUCCCAAUAAGCUUAUUGUAAUUUUCAACUUAUGAUGGGUUUAUUAGGAAAUAGACACAUCAUAAGUGGAGGAGCAUCUAUUUUAUACUAAGAAAUGCUGGUAGGUAAGUACUAGAAAUGGAAAGUAUAUGGAUGAGUAAGAAACUGCAUGGGAACAUAAUUUGGCCAAAAUCAAACAGAAGAACUAAAGUAGUCAUGUUGUUAAAAAUUUGGGACUCCAGAUUCUCUACCUACAGCAUGUCUCAAGGUUUUUUUUAAAGCUGUUUCUAAGUCUUUUUUGCUCCUCAUUUAAAAAACAAUUAAGGUCUAAUUUACAUACAGUAAUGAUCCCCCUUUAUAGUUCUGUGAGUUUGGACAAAUCUGUAAGAAGUGAACCACCACCACAAUCUAGAUAUAGUUGCAUCACCCCCCAGAACUCCCUGGGGCUUGUAGUCAACUCCUGCUUCUCUCCUCCAGAUCCUGGCAACUUCUUAACUGUUUUCUGUCCUUAUGGUUUUGCUUUAGCAUGAGUGUCAUGUAAAAUCAUACAGUGGGCAGGCUUAUUUUAUGCCUUCAGAUUAACAAAAUUGGAUUUAAAAAAAGUUUACAUUGGAGUAAAAUUUCACGCUGGUGCACAGUUCCAUAAGCUUUGAUAAAUAUGUAGAGUUGUGUAACUACCGAUAUAAUCAAGGUACAGAACAGUCCUACUAGCUUUCCUCUACCAAAAUCAUUUCUGCAAUUUUAUAGUCAAAACCAGUCACCUACACCUAAUCCCUGGCAAUCACUGAUUUGUUCUUUGCCUUUAUAGUUUUGUCUUUUGAAGAAUGUCAUAUAAGUGAAGUUAUACAGUAUGUAGCAUUGUGACUUCUUUUGCUAAGAAUAGUGCAUCUGAGAUUUAUUCAUGUUGUUGGGUGUAUCAAUAGUUAUUUCUGAGUCGUACUCCCUUGUGUGAAUUUACUACCAUUUGUUGAUCUCUUCCCCAGUUGAAGGAUGUUUGAAUUCUUUUCAGUUUUGGACAAUUACGAAUAAAGCUGAUAUAAACAUUCA
Carlito syrichta (Philippine tarsier) is the source of this 4720-nucleotide messenger RNA. It is a transcript of the gene GNL3L, whose product is annotated as G protein nucleolar 3 like. Bases 112 to 1839 code for a protein of 575 amino acids. Gene Ontology annotation, cellular component: nucleolus. The record is from RefSeq and is a predicted model, not a curated record. NCBI's taxonomy places the organism in Eukaryota, Metazoa, Chordata, Mammalia, Primates, Tarsiidae. The transcript has 16 exons. Gene Ontology annotation, molecular function: GTP binding.